This is a messenger RNA of Insectozyma verbasci, 1413 nucleotides long. NCBI's taxonomy places the organism in Eukaryota, Fungi, Ascomycota, Pichiomycetes, Serinales, Debaryomycetaceae. The record is from the annotation of a GenBank genome assembly.
AUGACUUACGCUUUAUCAGAAACUCAUAAACAUUUAACUGAAGGACAAUUAUCAGAAAUUGAUCCAGAAGUUGAUUCAAUUAUUAAAGAUGAAAUUAAUAGACAAAAACAUUCAAUAGUUUUAAUUGCUUCAGAAAAUUUUACAACUAAAGCAGUUUUUGAUGCUUUGGGAACUCCAAUGUGUAAUAAAUACUCUGAAGGUUAUCCAGGUGCAAGAUAUUAUGGUGGUAAUGAACAUAUUGAUAGAAUGGAAAUUUUAUGUCAAGAAAGAGCUUUAAAAGCUUUUAAUUUAUCACCUGAAAAAUGGGGAGUUAAUGUUCAAACUUUAUCAGGUUCACCAGCUAAUUUACAAGUUUAUCAAGCUAUAAUGAGACCUCAUGAAAGAUUAAUGGGUUUAGAUUUACCUCAUGGUGGUCAUUUAUCUCAUGGUUAUCAAACAGAUUCAAGAAAAAUUUCAGCAGUUUCAACUUAUUUUGAGACUAUGCCAUAUAGAGUUGAUUUAGAAAGUGGAUUAAUUGAUUAUGAUAUGUUGGAAAAAACUGCUGUUUUAUUUAGACCAAAAGUAUUAGUUGCUGGUACUUCUGCUUAUUGUAGAUUAAUUGAUUAUAAAAAAAUGAGAGAAAUUGCAGAUAAAGUUGGAGCUUAUUUAGUUGUUGAUAUGGCACAUAUUUCAGGUUUAAUUGCUGCCGGUGUUAUUCCAUCACCUUUUGAAUAUGCUGAUAUUGUUACAACUACUACUCAUAAAUCUUUAAGAGGUCCAAGAGGUGCUAUGAUUUUUUUUAGAAGAGGUGUUAGAUCAAUUAAUCCAAAAACUGGUCAAGAAAUUUUAUAUGAUUUAGAAAAUCCAAUUAAUUUUUCAGUUUUCCCUGGUCAUCAAGGUGGUCCACAUAAUCAUACAAUUGCAGCUUUAGCAGCAGCUUUAAAACAAGCUUCAACACCAGAAUUUAAAGAAUAUCAAGAACAAGUUUUGAAAAAUGGUAAAGCAUUGGAAACCGAAUUUAAAAAUAAAGGUUAUAAAUUAGUUUCAGAUGGUACUGAUUCUCAUAUGGUUUUAGUUUCAUUAAAAGAUAAACAAAUUGAUGGUGCAAGAGUUGAAACUGUUUGUGAAAAAAUCAAUAUUGCUUUGAAUAAAAAUUCAAUUCCUGGUGAUAAAUCAGCUUUAGUUCCAGGAGGUGUCAGAAUUGGUGCUCCAGCAAUGACUACAAGAGGCUUAGGUGAAGAAGAUUUUAAAAAAAUUGUUAAUUAUAUAGAUUUUGCAGUUAAUUAUGCAAAAGAUUUACAAGCAAAUUUACCAAAAGAUGCCAACAAAUUGAAAGAUUUCAAGAAUGCUGUAUUAAAUGGUAAUGAUGAAAAAUUAAGUCAAGUUAAAGAAGAAAUUUCACAAUGGGCUGGUUCAUUCCCAUUAGCUGUCUAA